AUGUCACAAACACGGAUCCACGACGGACAGGAUCGAAUACGCGCGGCUGAAGCCAAGCGAAUCACCGCCCACCAUGCGCAGCAAUUAGCAGAGCGGGUCGAAUCCGUCAUUAAGAUGGAAGAGGACAAAGUGAAGGCGUGGUUGGAGAAGGAGAAGAAAGCCAGUGAAGAAGAGGAGCGUUUAGCGAAAGCGGCGGGGCUGAAGAGGCGCUUAAAGGAAGAAAUGAAGAAAGAGGAACGGAAGAGAAAGGAGGCAGAAGAGGCGCAGAGGCUAGUGGAUGAGCAAAAGCAAAAGGAGGAAAAAGAGAAACGUGUCCGAAUAACAGAGGAAAAAGAGAAAACGGAGAGGCUCAAGGCUGAAGAAGAACAGCGAAACGCAAUGGGGAUGACAACGGCCAAGCAUGAUUGA
Molecule: messenger RNA, 408 nt
Organism: Laccaria bicolor S238N-H82
Lineage: Eukaryota; Fungi; Basidiomycota; Agaricomycetes; Agaricales; Hydnangiaceae
Exons: 2
Coding region: 1-408 (135 amino acids)
Source: RefSeq, a predicted model, not a curated record